Messenger RNA from Aspergillus bombycis, 351 nucleotides. RefSeq lists its product as uncharacterized. The annotation marks the transcript as partial. The record is from RefSeq and is a predicted model, not a curated record. The transcript has a single exon. NCBI's taxonomy places the organism in Eukaryota, Fungi, Ascomycota, Eurotiomycetes, Eurotiales, Aspergillaceae.
AUGGAGAUCGAUCCAAAUGACGACUGGAGCUUUGAGCAGCCAUUAACGGCCAUUGCACGGGUAUUGUGUCUCUGCUUGAUGAGUUUUGGCGCGCCGGUCCGCGACCAGGCGUGGCGAAAUCAGGCAUCGAAGAAGCUGCCGGUCUGGAAGACGAGUUUCGAUCAUACCCGCUCCCAAAUCCCGGAAAGAGAAUUACGGCAAAACCCACCGAGCUCAGAAUAUAGUCCCUCGGAGAGUUCUGGACGGACGGCGUCAGAGUACCUCCCAUCAUCCUCUCCGAUUGAAUCUCCUACGCAACGACGUCGAAUACCGACCCGGUCUCGAGCCCAGUGCGCGCCGAAUACCAUGGAG